CACAGCCCUCAAACUGUCCGUCUCCACCCCUACACCCCCUUGGCUCCUGAAUACCGCCAGCCCCCGAAGGGAUCGACUCCCUCCCAGCCUGCUUCUAUUUUGGAGAGGCGGCCAGCGCCGUGGGACCCCGAAUAUGACGUGGUAAAGGUGGUGGGGCAGGUGCCCCCUCUGGGGCAAGGCAGUUCCUUUUCCUGUCGGACCCUGCCCCACCCAUCCUUCGCCCCACUGUAUGAAAUGCUGGACCCCCGUUCCCCGCUGCUGCUGCCUCCGGACAGGGGUGCCUUGGGGAGCCAUGGCCCCAGGAUGGACAGAGGUAGUCAUCGUCCUGCCUGCGGCCCAGCACCCCCGCAUCAUGGCCCUGGGGGCGAGGGAGGGAUCCCUGUUCUCUCGCGCCAUGAACUCUUCAUGUCAGACCCCCUGCUGCCCCCUGGCCAGAGGAUCAUGCUGCACGUCAACCAGCCCCCCCAGCCCCGGGGGUCCCUGCGGCUGAGGACCCCACCGCCCAUCAUGGCCUGCCGGGUCACCCCACCCCCCCACUGCCCGCCCCCCAACCUGGCUUUCAGGGCCAGAGCUGGCGGGCGCUGACAGGCCUCCUGGAGCUGGAUGUCAGGCCGGGCCCGGGGCGGUGCCCCCGCUGACCACCUCCCCUUCCUUGACCACCUCCCACUCAUCUCCCGAUCCCACCGACACACGGAGUGGAGGUGACCAGUCUGCAUAAUCCCCUGGGUACCUCCCCUCACCCCUGCAAGCAGAGGGCCAGUGGGGGUGCAGGUUAGGGGCACAAGGUAGAUGAUGUUGUUUAUAGUGGGGAGGCAGUCACUCCCCCACCCUCUUUUUGUAAUUGUUGUGGUUUGUACUGAUAUUCAAUAAAGUUUCUUUUUUAAUCAA
This is a messenger RNA of Ornithorhynchus anatinus (platypus), 888 nucleotides long. It is a transcript of the gene SAP25, whose product is annotated as Sin3A associated protein 25. The transcript is spliced from 5 exons. Lineage: Eukaryota; Metazoa; Chordata; Mammalia; Monotremata; Ornithorhynchidae. Gene Ontology annotation, biological process: regulation of DNA-templated transcription. The record is from RefSeq and is a predicted model, not a curated record. The coding region runs from base 235 to 585 and encodes 116 amino acids. Gene Ontology annotation, cellular component: cytoplasm; nucleus.